GAAGUGGCACAAAAUAAAAACCAGCUGGCGAUUGUCACCCAGUCGCCACGGCGAUACCCAUAUAAAUUCCGAAUUUCACCUCUUCUGAUCCCAAAAUUAUGGAGGAAUCAAAGAGCAGUGAACCAUCUCGCUGUCCGUGUGGCUUUUGGGGGUCACCCAGUACACUUGGACUUUGCUCUACAUGCUACAAAGCACAUCAAGAAAAAACCCAAGAUGCAUUGAAAAGUACUCCAGACCACAUGCUUAGGAAACAAGAUUCUGGGCGACAGCUGAUGUCUAGGUCACAUGACUUGGAGAGCACCAAUAACACUCCACAACCUAGCUCAUCCAAAGAUAGUUCUGUGCACACCGCUGAGAACCUCUCAGAAAAACUACAGGAACAUAUGAAACAUAUACCUGUGACAGAAACCGUUUGUAUAGACACUAGCAGUGAGUUACAGACAACUUGUCUUACCACCAAUAAAAACUUUAACAAUAGUGAGGAGAACAAUGCAAAUCAGAAUGGAAAGUUUAGUAAAACAGAUACAGCGCAAGGAGCGUCGGAUGGCGGGUCAAAUGACGAGGCCAGGGGCAUUAAAAGACCUUUAGAACCUGAUUCAACUCCAGAAUCUACCCCAGAAAAAGGAAAACAAAAAAAUAGAAAGCGCUGCUUCCAAUGUAAUGCAAAGCUGGAGUUAGCUCAACGACAGAUUGGAAGAUGUCGAUGUGAAUUGAUCUUCUGUUCAUUACAUAGACUGCCCGAGCUCCAUAACUGUGAGUUUGAUCACAAAGAGGACGGUCGACUUCAGGCUCGCCAAAAAAUGGUCAAACCCACCAGGCAUUUAGGAAAUGAAUUUAGACGCCUCGAGUCAGAUUCUUGAAGAAUAGCCAGCCAUAAACUUUCAUUUACAUCAACAUUUAUUUUGUCUCUUGCAAACUGCCACUGUUUGAAUGAAGCAUCAAUUUCCACUUGCUGAAUGCAUUUCUAUAUAACUAUAAACUUAAAGAUUUACAUCAAUUUCUCAGUUAAUGAUUUAUAAAUAGAAUCCUGCUUUAUUUAGAUGUCAUGUCAGUUUUCCUCCCUGUGAAUAUUUCUGAUGUCCAAGCAAUACUAAAUGAUCACAUCCAGUUGGAGUGUACAUGUGAGUACCGUAAAUUACAACAAUCCUCAUUUAAUGGCCAAACAUUUUUUAUGAAUUUUUCUCUACAUAUUUUUGGACAUCAAAUCUGUUGUCCGUGGUUGAAAAAAAAACUUUGUAUUUAAAAUUAUAUUCAUGUACAGGUUCAUGCACCAUGUGCAUUAAUUCAUAACCUUCAUUGACCAUUUAUGUCACAAAAUGAAAACGCACACAUAUCAUCAUAUGGAAGAUUAUUUCCAGGGUGCUUUUUAUUGUAAUAUUUAUUUCUCAUUGUUUUUUAUGCUUCUGAUUUGCAUAGAAACAACUAUAUUGUAGUCUUAAGUUUUGUAAUAAUAUUCCUGAGAGUGCUGCUACAUGAGGUUAUUUUCUGAUGUACAUAUGUGAUUUUGGUUUACAAUAAUCAAUGUGUGAUAAAUAAACAUACAUGAAUA
Molecule: messenger RNA, 1549 nt
Organism: Pecten maximus
Lineage: Eukaryota; Metazoa; Mollusca; Bivalvia; Pectinida; Pectinidae
Product: AN1-type zinc finger protein 3-like
Exons: 6
Coding region: 99-860 (253 amino acids)
Molecular function (GO): DNA binding; zinc ion binding
Source: RefSeq, a predicted model, not a curated record